GUCAUGACGUCAUGACGUGCGUGCACCUUUUAAUCUAAAGCGGAAGUGGUGAUCAGCUGACCUGCUCACAUGACCCGCUCCUCCGUCAGCUCCAGGUUCAGUUCUGUCCUCUCUCCUCGGUUCGGUUCGACGCUCGCAGCCUCGGCAUGGCCGGACGCGGGAAACUGAUCGCCGUGAUCGGUGACGAAGACACGUGCACGGGCUUCCUGCUCGGCGGGAUCGGUGAGCUCAACAAGAACCGGAAACCCAAUUUCCUGGUGGUGGAGAAGGACACGAGCAUCACGGAGAUCGAAGAGACGUUCAAGAGCUUCUUGGUGCGUAACGACAUUGGCAUCAUCCUCAUUAACCAGUUCAUUGCAGAGAUGAUCCGUCAUGCGAUCGACGCCCACAUGCAGUCGAUCCCAGCCGUGUUGGAGAUCCCGUCCAAAGAGCAUCCGUACGACGCGUCCAAGGACUCCAUCCUGCGACGUGCCAAGGGCAUGUUUUCCGCCGAGGACUUCCGAUAAACAAAGGCUGUGUUUCCACGUCGUGAUGGUUGAAAUGACCCUGACUGUGUGUUUGUAAAGUAUUCAUUAGUGAACGUGUUGAUCUGUGCUCGUUCGUUCUUCCUUGGGUUGGAAACUUUGAGUUUGAGGAAAUCAGUGAUGUUUUAUUCUUGUUGUCUGUAAAUGUGUCGUGAUGGAUGAGAAAAUAAACAGUUUGUUCCUCAUGUUUAACUUAAAAAGUAACUUAACUUAAUAAAAGUGAUGUUGAAGAAAAUUAAA
Larimichthys crocea (large yellow croaker) is the source of this 764-nucleotide messenger RNA. It is a transcript of the gene atp6v1f, whose product is annotated as ATPase H+ transporting V1 subunit F. Bases 147 to 506 code for a protein of 119 amino acids. Gene Ontology annotation, biological process: proton transmembrane transport. Gene Ontology annotation, cellular component: membrane; proton-transporting V-type ATPase, V1 domain. Lineage: Eukaryota; Metazoa; Chordata; Actinopteri; Sciaenidae. Gene Ontology annotation, molecular function: proton-transporting ATPase activity, rotational mechanism. The record is from RefSeq and is a predicted model, not a curated record. The transcript has 2 exons.